Pocillopora damicornis (cauliflower coral) is the source of this 555-nucleotide messenger RNA. RefSeq lists its product as uncharacterized. NCBI's taxonomy places the organism in Eukaryota, Metazoa, Cnidaria, Anthozoa, Scleractinia, Pocilloporidae. The record is from RefSeq and is a predicted model, not a curated record.
GACGUCAUGAUAGUCGCAGUAUAUCAAUGCGCGCAAGAUGGUGACCCGCGGAGGCAAUUGGUUCAUACACGAGCUUCCGAAUCAGGAGAUUUGAUCUUAAGAUGCGGAAUUAACGGAAUGAUCGACAUUCUGGAAAUCAAAAUGAAUAACACUGAUUUAAAAGAACAGGAAAGAGAGAGGAUCAAGCAACAGUGUGCAAUGAAAGCCUUUCAAAAUAAUCAAGCACCUCAACAGCGUAUUGGGCAUAAACAAGCCGUGUUCUGCCCUGUGUCGAGACAGGGAAGAGAUGGAAAACUGAAAGUGAGGUAUCAGUGUCUACCAGCUUUACGAAAGGUCUUGAAUCCUGUAUUGGUAAACAAAACGAACACUACGGAUCUGUAACGAGAAGAUUUGCGAGACAAUUGAAAAGACAGAGCAAGCAUAAGAGACAUACACCGAAGAUUUUUAAGAAAAGUCUCUAAGCGCGGUGAGAAACGAGUCUAUCUUCAAAAUCAAACGUUUUUAAUGGAGAGAAAGGAGGCUUAGUAAAACUCUCGCACUUCCCAGUUUUCUACA